CAUCUUCCGGGGGAUGAAGUGAAAGUGUGGAAUAGUUGGAACCGAAGGUUGGAAUAAGUAGGUGGAGUGGAACUAUUAUCUUUGAAAUGAGCAGAUAAGAUUAACUUCCUGCACUUUUCGUUCAAUGCAAAUUUUUUUUAUUCACCUCUUCAACGCUGGAAUUUUAUCGUGAAGCGAUCAGUUUACAAAGUAAUGCAAUGACUUCAAAAGGUGAAAUUAAGAUCGAUGAUGCUUUGUACAGCCGUCAACGAUAUGUUCUUGGUGAUGGAGCCAUGGAAAAAAUGGCUAUUUCCAACGUCUUGGUUAGUGGUUUGGGUGGAUUAGGAGUUGAAAUAGCAAAAAAUGUUGUGCUUGCUGGUGUGAAGAGCAUAACUUUGCAUGAUACGAAAAGUGCAACAACAUUUGAUUUGGGAAGUCAGUUUUACUUACAAGAAGAUGAUAUCAAGCAACUUAGGAAUAGAGCUGAAGCUAGUUGUGACAAACUUGCUGAACUCAACCCAUAUGUCGAAGUGAAGGUCUAUACAAAGCCAUUGGAAGAAAAUUUAGAUUAUCUUAAGCGGUUUCAGUGUAUUGUCCUCACCGAAGCAUCACUUGACAAUUCAUUGAUGUUGGACAAGUUUUGUCGCUCACAAGAGCCGUCCAUCAAAUUUAUAACAACAGACGUUUUGGGGUUAUUCUCCUAUGUUUUCUGUGAUUUUGGUGAUGAGUUUGAAGUUUUGGACACCAAUGGAGAAGAACCAAAGGAAUUCUUUAUAUCAGACAUAUCUAAGGCAAAUCCAGGAGUUGUAGUGACCAUUGAUAAUGAAAUGCAUGGACUGGAAGAUGGAGAUAAAAUUAAACUGAAAGAAAUUGUGGGAAUGACAUCUUUAAAUGAUACAACUCAAACUGUGAAAGUUGUGUCUCCUUAUGCAGUGAGCAUCUGUGACACAUCUUCUCAUCAAAGUUAUCAACAUGGAGGCAUUGCCAAACAAGUGAAAACAUCUAAAACAAAUCAUUUUAUGUCUUUGGAGGAUCAGCUUGCAGAACCUAGUAUUUUACUUGUAGAUCUCUGUAAGAUGGAGGCUGCAUUUCAAUUACACCUUGCCAUGAUAGCCUUAGACGUUGAAGAAAAAGAAAGGAAGAUAUCCUUGUAUGAGAAAGAUUUAGAGGAAUUAAUCAACAUUGCAUUGGAUAUAAAUGAGAAACAGAUGAAAUCAAAGGUCAACGAGAUCGACAGAAAGCUUUUUACGAAGAUUUCAUACUGCAGUCAAGGUUUUCUACCACCUCUAGCUGCUGCUGUAGGUGGUAUUGUUGCUCAGGAAGUAUUAAAAUCUCUCACUGGAAAAUUCACCCCUCUUCAACAAUGGCUGUAUUUGGACGCCAUAGAACUGGCGACAGACCACUUGGAAGCGUUUCAUCCUCAACAAGAUAGGUACGAUCCACUACGAAUAUGUAUUGGCGAGAAACUGUUCCAGAAUCUCAAAGACGUACGACUAUUUAUGGUUGGUUGUGGGGCGAUCGGUUGUGAAAUGUUGAAAAAUUACGCAAUGAUCGGAGUAGGAACAAGUAAGAAAGGCAAUGUAACCAUCACGGACAAUGAUUUGAUUGAAAAGUCCAAUUUAAAUCGUCAGUUUCUAUUCAGACCUCGUGAUAUUCAGAAAUCGAAGUCUCUUACUGCAUCGAAAGCCAUUCUGGAAAUUAAUCCUGAGAUGAGAAUAGACGCUCAUCAACAUAAAGUAUCACCAGAAACUGAAGAGCUAAUUUACACUGACGAGUUUUCGGAUAAAGAUGUUGUUGUUAAUGCUUUGGAUAACGUGGAAGCGCGGCGCUACGUUGACAGUCGGUGCGUGACAAAUCAAAUUCCUCUUCUGGAGUCUGGUACCAUGGGUCCUAAAGGUCAUAUACAGUGCGUUGUGCCUCAUCUCACAGAAUCAUAUUCCAGUCAGCGGGAUCCGGAAGAUCACGAUGUCCAUUGUACCUUAAAAUCCUUUCCUGCUGUUAUUGAUCAUACGAUUCAAUGGGCAAGAAAUAAGUUUGAAAGCCGAUAUUCUCAUAAACCUCAAUUGUUUAACAAGUUCUGGACCAACAAUGACCCAGUUUCGAGUCUUUUACAGUCACUAAAAGAUGGAGAUAAACCGGACAACGUCAUAUUGGUUGCAAAAACAUUGAAAUCGUGGCCUCAACAUUGGAAGGAUUGUGUCAGCAAGGCUCGAUUACAGUUUGAAAAAUACUACAAUCAUAAGGCAAAACAAUUAUUGCAUGCAUUUCCCAAGGAUACAAAAUUAAAUGAUGGCACUUUGUUUUGGCAACUUCCCAAACGUCCUCCGUCCGCCAUUGUCUUUGAUGUCAACAAUGAAUUACAUUACUCGUUUGUGACAAGUGCAGCUAGACUUCAUGCUGACGUUCAUCGUAUUUCUUACUCUUCUCAGGAAUUAAGUAAAGAGAAGAUUGUCGAGAUACUCGAGACAGUUAAAGUUCCUCAAUUCAUUCCAUCUGACAAAUCAAUUGAAGUGAAUGAAAACGAAACAGACGAGUCGAAAGAUGAAGACGAGGACGCUGUUCUCGAGGCGUGCAGAUUUUUAGUCGAUUAUCUCUCUGCGCCUGGUCUUGACCAUGCGACCUUAUCACCGUUAGAGUUUGAAAAAGACGAGGACAGCAAUGGGCAUAUUGAUUAUAUUACUUCUUGCUCGAAUCUCCGUGCGACCAUGUAUGAUAUUGAGACUGCCGAUCGUUUUAUAACAAAGAAAGUUGCUGGUAAGAUAGUGCCGGCUAUUGCUACAACAACAGCAGCCGUGUCAGGUUUGGUGACAAUCGAGCUGAUAAAAGUUAUCAAGCGUAGUAUUUUCGAUGACUACAGAAAUUGCUUUCUUAAUCUUGCAUUGCCAGUUUUUGUUUUCUCCCAACCAGCGCCUGCUGUGAAAACUGUCAUUUUGGAUGGUUUGUCUUUACUCUUUGGGAUCGAUGGGAAGUACAUGGGACGGCAACUUACUCUUCGUGAUUUCAUCAAAUAUUUCAAGGACAAACAUAAUGUUAAUGUCACUCUAGUAUCUGUAGGUGUAAAAGUAUUGUACAUUCCUAUAUUACCUGGACAUAUCAAACGUCUUAAACAGACAAUGUUGAAACUUGUGAAUCCAGAACCUGGUAAGAAAUACGUCGAUCUCAUUGUCUCGUUUUCAUUGGACGGCAGUUCUGAAGAAGACAACGAUCUACCCGCUCCACCAGUCAGAUAUUAUUUCGACAGUUAGUAUUUUUCAAAUUGCCUUAAUGAUAGAUAAUCUUUAAUUUUUAUGGCGGGGUAAAUAUAUAUUUAUACGCAGGUGAAAUUGUUUUCACUACCUAUAAUAGUCAGGAAAUAACCACUUGUUCACCUGCAGUCGUUGUGUAUUCAUCUUAAUAAAUAAUUAAGUGGAAAUUUUUCUCAAAUAAUUAAUGUCUUUAUGAAAGAUCAACUCGCAAGUUUUUAAUGAAAAAAACUAAUGGCACUAUUGCACUGCAGAUUAUUUUUAGUAUCACAUCAUGCUGUCUGUGCACCACACCACAAUUUAUUGCAAUACAUUACGGACCAGCAUCAUUUGACCAUGUAAAUUGUACGAUGUCAAACAUGUAACUAUUUGACAUAUAAAUUAUAAUAAUUGCUCUUAAUAUUAAAUUGUAUAAUUUUUAA
Xenia sp. Carnegie-2017 is the source of this 3643-nucleotide messenger RNA. Its product is annotated as ubiquitin-like modifier-activating enzyme 6. Gene Ontology annotation, biological process: protein sumoylation. The record is from RefSeq and is a predicted model, not a curated record. NCBI's taxonomy places the organism in Eukaryota, Metazoa, Cnidaria, Anthozoa, Malacalcyonacea, Xeniidae. Gene Ontology annotation, molecular function: SUMO activating enzyme activity. Gene Ontology annotation, cellular component: SUMO activating enzyme complex; cytoplasm.